Molecule: messenger RNA, 466 nt
Organism: Paramecium octaurelia
Lineage: Eukaryota; Ciliophora; Oligohymenophorea; Peniculida; Parameciidae
Source: the annotation of a GenBank genome assembly
UAUAAUGCAUAGACCGAAACCCCACAUUCGAGUUCAACAAGAAAAGGACAUUUUGGAUGGGUUCAGCAGAUUGCAAUAAGUCUAGCCCUUGAUACAGAUCAAUCCUACUGUCGAUAAAAUCCCCAAUCUCAAGAAAAUACAGAUCUUGGAAGACAGAUAUAUAUAAAUAGAAAAGGACAAUAGAUUGUUAUUGGAAAAAAUUACAAACAUUAUGAAGAGUGAAACCACUCGAGUGGGAAGACAGAAACGAGCUUCGAGUUUUGAAAGCAGGAAGAAAAGUGAGUAAAGACAAAUCCAAAGAGAAAAUCAGAUGUUGUUAUCCAAAAUAAGUAAUAAAAAGUCAUCCUAUUCCAAAAACCAUUUUGAUAAAGAGUGGAAUAAAACUAAACAAUAUUUUAUCAAUCUUGGAGGGUUGCGUACUUUAAGUUCAAAGUAAAAACAGUUUAAUUAUUCAUUUUUAUAUUGA